UGGAUCAUUUUGACCAACCACCCAUCAUUGACCCACCACUGAUAUCAUCUCCAAGAGUUGGGAAUUGAGAGGGAACAAUCGAAAUAUGGUUUCGGAAGUCAGUUGCAGGAGCCUCUAUCUGUAACGAUUCAUAAAAUUUUCAAGUUGGGUUGGGUUAUUUAAGGGAAAAGGGAAAAGGCUGGGCAUGCUAGCAAGCAACCUAGGAAUAAGAUUUGAAACGGGUUUCCAAAGAUGGCAUCGCAGGCUUUGGACCUUUUGAAGACCGAGCUUCCAAUUGAGCCGGAUUCCCUAGUUCUGUCUAACGACGUGGUCACCGGUCUCGUUUUGGUGGACGUUGUCAAUGGCUUCUGCACUGUUGGAGGUGGGAAUCUGGCUCCAAGAGAUCCCGACGUACAGAUAUCUGGAAUGGUGGAGGAGUCUGUGAGGCUUGCCAGAGUGUUCUGUGAGAAGAAAUGGCCUGUCCUGGCUUUUCUUGAUACUCAUCAUCCUGAUAAACCGGAGCAUCCAUAUCCUCCUCAUUGCCUAAUUGGAACAGAAGAAUCAAAUUUGGUUCCAGAUUUGCAAUGGUUGGAGAAGGAACAAAAUGUAACAAUUAGACGCAAAGAAUGCAUUGAUGGGUUUAUUGGUUCGAUCGAGACAGAUGGUUCAAAUGUCCUUAUAGAUUGGGUGGGAACCAAUGAAAUCAAAGUUAUAUUGGUAGUAGGGAUAUGUACGGAUAUCUGUGUGUUCGAUUUUGUGGCCUCCACAUUAUCUGCAAGAAAUCGUGGUUUCCUCUCCCCUCUCGAGGAUGUGGUGGUGUAUUCCCAUGGUUGUGCAACAUAUGAUCUUCCAGUGCAUGUUGCAAGUAACAUAAAAGCUGUAGCCCAUCCACAGGAUCUAAUGCAUCAUGUUGGCCUAUACAUGGCCAAGGGAAGAGGAGCCAAGGUAGUGCAGGAAGUGUCAUUUGGGCACUGAUGGUGUCAUGAUCCAGUACCUAGUGUGUGGUGGCUGCUUGAUCUCCUGAUUGACAUACUGGAAGGAGUUGCUGUAAGACUUAAAAGAAACCAGAGAGAGAUGCAAUUUGGCAUCAAAUCUUGUACAGAACAGAACCUUUUGUUUAGUACCUAGUAACUUGUGAUACUUGAAUGCUAUCUGUUCCAGGGUUGACUCAUGCAUUUAAUGGAAAAGACUAAUGUAAUAUGCACUUCACCUCUUCCAUGGAAUUGUUGUACAUAAUUAGCUUAUGAUUGAUGAUGUCUCAUUCUAAGUUUGUGUUA
Molecule: messenger RNA, 1256 nt
Organism: Macadamia integrifolia
Lineage: Eukaryota; Viridiplantae; Streptophyta; Magnoliopsida; Proteales; Proteaceae
Product: nicotinamidase 1
Exons: 7
Coding region: 232-954 (240 amino acids)
Biological process (GO): pyridine nucleotide salvage
Molecular function (GO): nicotinamidase activity
Source: RefSeq, a predicted model, not a curated record